UACUGUGUGAGCUGUGAUUGAUCACAGCUUGUCACAUGGCACAAGGCUGUUGUGAAUAGUCUUGUACCAUGUGAUCUCUGUGAUCAUUCACAAAUUUCACACAUAGUAAGCAAUGAUGUCAGAAGUGACAUCUUGCUUACUACUCUUCAUGUGAUCACUGAUUGGUCAAUCAGUGAUCACAUGAUCGGGACCUCGCACAGAGAUCCCGUACAAUGAUCGGUGUUCUGCUGUGUCCUCUGGACACAGUGGGCACCAGAUUGCAGUGCUGCAUUCUCCCAGGGAGCGCACGCAACGCAAGCAGGGGUGUGGGUAGGCCCUGCACUGCUCCCGUCUGGCCGUUUAUAUACAUGGGCCAGACGGGAAGUGGUUAA
Staurois parvus is the source of this 371-nucleotide messenger RNA. Lineage: Eukaryota; Metazoa; Chordata; Amphibia; Anura; Ranidae. The record is from the annotation of a GenBank genome assembly.